Molecule: messenger RNA, 3354 nt
Organism: Diutina rugosa
Lineage: Eukaryota; Fungi; Ascomycota; Pichiomycetes; Serinales; Debaryomycetaceae
Product: putative ubiquitin-specific protease
Exons: 1
Coding region: 1-3354 (1117 amino acids)
Biological process (GO): protein deubiquitination
Molecular function (GO): cysteine-type deubiquitinase activity
Source: RefSeq, a predicted model, not a curated record
AUGGCUGAUCCCACUGCUGACGCCGGCGGGCACGGCACCGCCAACCCACCAGCCACACCUCUGGCCGAGGAGAUCAAGCUGUACGUGGCUCGGGUGAUGGAGCUGGCUCGACCCGCCCCGGGCGAGUGCUGGUACGUGGUGCCGUGGACAUAUCUCGAAGCGAUCGCCACCCUGGAACACACCGAUCUCGACUCAUUGGCGGCUGAUGUUGGUACCGUCGACUCCCACACGGUUAUUGACCCUCAGGGACUGCUUGUCGCUGAUACCUGGGCGGUACUGCCGGAAGCGUACUCGAAACUUACCCUGUGCUUUGGCGUUAGUAACCCUCACAGUGCCCCAGUUACCCGUUACAUUGUCAGUGUAUCCGACGAUAAGCCACCUCACAAUGUAAAGCUUGAGGACCGCAUCCCCGUGUUUAUCGUCCAUAAGCUCAGUGCCACUACUCAGAAAAGGGGCUACUAUAACCGCGAACCAAAACUGGUACCGUUCCUGCUGACGAAGACGUUUGGAGCAUUACUUGAUGAGAUUGGCGGCGUAUCGUCGGCUAGUCUGCGGCUUUGGGUUAUCCCUACCACUGGCCGUAUUCCUACCAAUAUUCUGGUGCCUCAAUUUAUCCGUCAGUACCUGCCCAAAUUAGUGCUUCCGUCGCUUUACGACCAGCCAUUAGCAUCUCAAGGUAUCAUACCAGGACAAGAAUAUCACGUGGUGGUGGAAUCCUUACAACAGGGCCACUUCCCUCUUGACACUUACCUCACGCAAAUUCUGGCACCUGACGCCGAACACACUCUUUCCCAUGGCGGCACGUUGGGGCUUAGCAAUUUGGGCAAUACUUGCUACAUGAACCUGGCGUUACAGUGUCUUUUGCACAUCCCCGAGUUGUGUCUCUACUUCCUCUUUGACCUCCACUACCGUGAAUUGAACAAGGAGAACCCUUUAGGUUACCACGGUGAUGUUGCACAAGCAUUCGGACUGUUGCUUCAACAAACUUACGACACUGGGGUCAGCGGCUCGUUGGCUCCUCGUGAAUUUAAGCUGACCAUUGGCCGCUACUCGCAAAUGUUCUACGGUUACAUGCAACAGGACUCGCAGGAACUUCUUCUGUGGCUUUUGGACGCGUUGCACGAAGACUUGAACCGGAUCAUCGAGAAGCCAUACCUGGAGAAGCCUGAAUUGGACGAUAAAGAUGUGGGUAACCGCGAAGCCAUCAUUGAACUCGCUGACAAGUGUUGGGAACAGUACAAGCAGCGUAACUCUAGUGUCAUCACCGACUUGUUCACGGGUCUCUACCAGCUGACCCUCGUAUGCCCUUCAUGCGACAAGACUCUGAUUACUUUCGAUCCCUUUAACGACAUCACCCUUCCGUUACCUAUUGAAAAGAAAUGGUACCAUACCUUUACCGUGGUAGAUUUAGGCGACGGUACCUUAUUCAAAGGAGACGGCGAGCUGAGGAUGUUUGAGUACGAAGUCGAGCUUACCAAGACGCUGUCGGUGGAGGAGUUGCGCAAAUACGUCGCCAACCAACUCAGCGUCGAUGCCAAAGACUUGUUCAUUUACGACAUCUUCCAGAACCAGGUGUAUAAGGAUUACCAGAGCAACUCGUCGGAAACCCGGUUCACACCGGUGCUGCAACAAAUCUCGCUGGACGACAAGGUGGUCAUCUACUACAUCCCUCAUGAUGAAACUGACAUCAUUGUUCCCGUACAAACGCUGUUGGAGUCUGAAGACACGUCGUACAAGCUGCUGACCCCGGUGGCCAUCCCCUUGUUUGCCAAAUUCACCCCUGAAGAAGCCGAUAGCUUUGGCACCAUCAUCUCGAAGAUGUGGGAAUUGGAACAGAUUUUCACCUCAGAACGUCUCCCUCACCACGACUACUACGAAGAACGGGGUGAUCGUCGCUUUACUAGUGAGGAUUUCGGCGGUGACGGUAACGACUCUGACGUGUCGCUUGCCGACCCGCUGGUGAACCCUGAUGAGCUUUUCACUAUCAAUUACCACGUCACCAACACCAAGAUGGCGCUGGCGGAUAAUCGGCGCAUUUUCGUCCCCUAUGGCGGCUACCUCGGGCUGUUCUCGCCACUUCUGGCGGCUCUCCCUGCUGCUAAGCGUCGCUUCUACUACCACAAAGCCCUCGCCAACGACGAGUACGUAGUGGUGAACACCCCUGAGGUACCGGUGCUCAUGAGCGUGGGUCCGCUGGACGACGACGAGAGCUCGCUGGAGCCUCAGCUUGGCGGCACCCUCCUCGACGACGACCAAGACCCUCCUGAACCAAUCACGGGGGCGUUACCGCUGGAAAUAGGGACCCUGGACGAAGUCAACAGCGAUAACAAGCUUGAUGAGCUCGCGUCGCUGGAAAGCAUUACUCCUAGCACAACUCCGAUCGCGUGGGAAGACGCUCCUCGUGGCCCUCUCAUCACUCGCUACACUCAGCUCCAGUGUGAAUGGCGUCGGGGGCCGUGGGCAGAGUUCAUGUUUGACGUCCCCAUACCUCGAAUGCACAACCCGCUGCUUGAGCUGCUGAAACGGGCAUACUUGCGACAAAGACAGGCGAAGAUCUCCCUCAACGACUGUUUAGCCCAGUUCCUGAAGCCGGAAGUGCUUGGCGAACACGACUUGUGGUACUGCCCCAACUGUAAGGAGCACAAGCAGGCGACAAAGCUGAUCCAGUUGUGGCGGUGUGGCGACAUUGUCACCAUCCACCUCAAGCGGUUCUCGUCGGCGCGGGCGUUUGCCGAUAAGAUCGAGAUGGUGGUCGACUUCCCCAUCGAAGGGUUGGACCUCCUGCCCUAUAUCGCUGGUCCUGGCGACGAGCAGGUUUACGAUCUCAUUGGCGUCGAUAACCACUACGGGGGGCUUGGUGGCGGCCACUACACCGCCUGUGUCAAGAACAACCGUGACGGUAAGUGGUACAAUUACAACGAUUCGCAAGUGUCGCCAUUAGCCGACCCUCAGCUGAUGAUUACCGGUGCUGCCUACCUUUUAUUCUACCGCAAACGCCGCCUGCUGCCAUUGGUAGGACUGGAACAGUUCCACCAGCUUGUCGCUGAAGGUCGCCAGCAAUUUGAGGCGCUGGUAGAGCUGGCACGGGAGCGGAUGACGUCGGUGGCGUCGCAAAUUGAACGGUACCGCGUCGAGACCGGCGCCGAUCUGGAGCUGGAUCCGGAGCUGGAGACCUCCAGCGGUAGCGGUGCCGAACCGGAGUUCGUCCACGAGCUGGACGACGAUCUCUACGCACUGGACGAUACCCUGGUCCGCAAACAGCGGCUUUUGGAGAAAGGCGACACCACCAAGAAAGUUCACAUCACGGGGCUGGGCCACGAACGCGUGACUCACUCACCUAAGUUGGAAGAUUAA